Messenger RNA from Colletotrichum truncatum, 951 nucleotides. Its product is annotated as acetamidase formamidase. The record is from RefSeq and is a predicted model, not a curated record. Gene Ontology annotation, molecular function: hydrolase activity, acting on carbon-nitrogen (but not peptide) bonds, in linear amides. Lineage: Eukaryota; Fungi; Ascomycota; Sordariomycetes; Glomerellales; Glomerellaceae.
AUGGCACGCAAACACCACGUCGGACCCUCAACCUCCCGCUUAAAAUGGUCCAACUCGACUCCUCCAGUCUGCACCGUUUCUCCAGGGGAGAUCGUAACAUUUGAUCUCCUUGAUUCUUCCGGCGCUCAAGUAACACCAUCUUCCACAACGUCCGACUUGUCAAGUCUAGAUCUUGCAACUUUUGAUCCCAUCUUCGGACCAGUGUACAUAGAGGGCGCCAAGCCCGGCGAUGUUCUUGAAAUCGAGGUCCUCUCGCUCGAGACAGGCGAAUGGGGCUUCACGGGGAUAUUCCCCAACUUUGGCCUCCUAGCUUCGGAAUUCCCGGAUACACAUCUUUUAAAACACUAUACGUGGUCGAACACCGACAGCUCUAUUACUUUCAAACCAGGGAUCAAGGUUCCCCUCCGUCCAUUCCUGGGCGUUGCGGGCGUAGCACCAGCUGAAGACGGCGAGUUCUCCACCAUUCCGCCUCUCGAAACAGGAGGCAAUAUAGACUGCAAACACAUAACCCAGGGCACAAAGCUUUAUCUUCCUGUAAGAGUGUCUGGAGCUCUGUUCAGCUGUGGUGAUGGGCAUGCAGCCCAGGGAGACGGCGAAAUCUGCGGUACGGCGAUCGAGACGCCAAUGAAGGCCACCUUGCGAUUCAACGUUAGAAAAGACAUGCCAUACGUUACAAGUCCGCACUACGACACUCGCGGCUCAUCACACGGGAGUGUGCAAUCUGAUCUCGCCGUGUAUGCUGUUCUUGGUAUCGACUCAGACCUAUUGGAGGCAAGCAAAAAGGCCAUGAGGUCCCUCAUUGCAUACCUGGUUUCAACAAAGGACUUGACGAAGGAGGAGGCAUACAUGCUCUGCAGCAUCGCGGCGGACUUGAAAAUCGCCGAGAUUGUAGACUUGCCAAACUUUGCUGUCUCGGCCAGCAUUCCAUUUUCCAUCUUUGAGGAUGUAUAG